Messenger RNA from Mucor velutinosus, 861 nucleotides. Its product is annotated as ATP-binding cassette transporter snq2. The record is from RefSeq and is a predicted model, not a curated record. NCBI's taxonomy places the organism in Eukaryota, Fungi, Mucoromycota, Mucoromycetes, Mucorales, Mucoraceae. Gene Ontology annotation, cellular component: mRNA capping enzyme complex. Gene Ontology annotation, biological process: polynucleotide 5' dephosphorylation; 7-methylguanosine mRNA capping. Gene Ontology annotation, molecular function: polynucleotide 5'-phosphatase activity. Bases 1 to 861 code for a protein of 286 amino acids. The transcript has 5 exons.
AUGGAGUCAAGCGGCAACAAGAGAAAAGCCGACGAGAUAGAUGCUCCUGCCUCCAAAAGACAACAUACAAAUGUGAUUGCGCGAGAGCCCUCGAUCUUUGGAGUCAAGCCUGUGGACGAUGUUACUAAAUACAUUGCCGAUUUCAUUGCUGAACAUUGUCAACUCGAGAAUGUCGAGAUUGAAGCCAAGUUGGGCGUUUUGAUUGAAAAGCGUACAAAUCAAAGAAUCAAUAUGGGCGCUUUAAGCGAAACAAUUAUACAUUCAGAUUACAUGAGACAGUAUAGAUUUGAAUCCAACAUGCCGUUGGAACAACAUCGUCAUUUCAACAAGAUUUUGAAUGACAUGGUCAACAAAACCCAAGCACGCGAAUACCGAGGAGAGCGUAUUAAAUAUAAACACACCAUUGAAACUGACAAGUUCUAUGACAUACCACACAGCAGACAAAAGCUUCGAGUGACUACAGAAAGCGCAACUGGAAAGAUUGUACCAAAUGGCAUCAUUGAGAAAGUGCGUGUUGCAGAUUUAAACAUCCAUGCACCCAAUCAAGCGUUAGAUUUCAGAAUAUCCAUCAACAGAGAACUUCCACGCACCAAGCCCAACUCAAAUUAUGUCUUUGAACGAAACAAGGAUCGCAUUUCAUACCAACAUGGUGGAAUCGCUUUUGAUUUAACCCAAGUAAAAGGUGCUGCUGAUAAGGACCCUGAUGUACGCCAUGAAUUAGAAUUGGAGUUUGCUGAUGCCUGCAUAUUAGCGAAUGAGAAGUCAAAAUACGAUCGUAAAGAGCCUUCACAGUAUACGCAAAUGGUUGAAGUAUUUAUGAAUAAUAUUCGACUGCUCAGUCGUUAUGCUCUGAAACUAUAA